This is a messenger RNA of Populus trichocarpa (black cottonwood), 1670 nucleotides long. Its product is annotated as SH3 domain-containing protein 1. The record is from RefSeq and is a predicted model, not a curated record. Bases 269 to 1381 code for a protein of 370 amino acids. Gene Ontology annotation, molecular function: protein binding. NCBI's taxonomy places the organism in Eukaryota, Viridiplantae, Streptophyta, Magnoliopsida, Malpighiales, Salicaceae. The transcript is spliced from 10 exons.
UAAAUUCGUACCCGACAGACAGUUUCCACUUUCCCCCAUUUAUCUGUCCUCACCUUUCCCUUUCCCUUUCCGUGUUGCCUGUAAAGCUAACUACAAACAAAUCAAAAUUCUCUUUCCGCAAAAAACUCACUUUCUUGCUUAAUCGCCUCCUCGAUUUGAGCAGCCUCUGGCGAUCUAAAUCUUCUCUCUAACAAAGUUUGGUUUUGUAACUGUUUUAACUGCACAGAAUAGAAGUUGUACAGUGAGUAGUUGAUAGUUUUUCAUUUACAUGGAAGCCAUAAAAAAGCAAGCUACCAGGCUUAGAGAGCAAGUUGCAAAGCAGCAACAGGCAGUGUUGAAGCAUUUGGGACAUUUUAGUAAUGAAGGAAUUAUUGUUGACGAAGCAGAAUUACAAUGCUACCAGCAUCUUCAAAAUCUCUACAAUUCAACCAGAGCUGCCAAGCAUUUUCAGAAGAAUAUUGUUCGCGGUGCUGAAGGUUUUGUAUCUAUAAGUUCGAAGCAAAUGGAAAUAUUGCGAAAGUUGGCUGAUGAGUGUUGUAAAUACGGAGCUGAGAACCAGAGCGAGAAUAAUUAUGUCGCAAGGACUGUUCUUCAGUUUGGUGCCUCGCAUAAUUUGAUGGAAAAUGAGAAGGAAAUUUUGCUUGGGGUUCUUAAUGAUCAGGUUUCUAAGCCACUUCGGGCUUUAAUAACUGGAGCUCCUUUGGAGGAUGCUCGCCACUUGACUCACCGUUAUGACAAACUCCGUCAAGAGGUUGAAGCCCAGGCAGCUGAAGUAUUGAGGCGGCGGUCGAAAACCAGGGAUUCUGAAAUAUCUGCAGAGAGUUGCAUGAAGCUUCAAGCUGCAGAGGCAAGGUUGACUGAACUUAAAUCUACAGUGAUGGCACUUGGGAGAGAAGCAACUGCUGCCAUGUCUUCAGUUGAAAAUCAACAGCAAGAGAUUACUGCUCAGCGGUUGUUUAGUAUGGUAGAUGCUGAGAGAUGUUAUCAUCAACACGUUCUUACUAUUUUGGAUAAGCUACAUGCAGAGAUGAUUCUCGAGGAGCAAUUAAACGAGUCUGCAUUACAGUCGGCGACCACACAGAGAGAUGUGAUUCUCCCACCUGAACCCAAGAAUAACACUUCAAAUGGAUCUGAAAAUCACAUGCACCCUAAUCAUAAGGAUGCACUUUACAUAGCAAAAGUUAUACACCCAUUUGAUGCUCAAGCAGAAGGGGAGUUAAGUCUAUUUAUUGAUGAUUUUGUUGUGGUCCGGAAGGUGGCUCCGACAGGGUGGUCAGAAGGAGAAUGCAAAGGCAAGGCUGGAUGGUUUCCUUCUGCUUACAUAGAAAAACAUGAAAAAGCACCUGCAAGCAAGAUAAUGGAAGAAAGCUCAACUCCUUGAUCCAAAUUAUUUAUGUACAAAAGCUGUAUAUGUCUUGUUUAUAUUAUAGUUCAAUUCUAUGCACCAGUGGUUACAGUAUGUUAUUGAAUGCCGUUCCUUCUGGCGUGGUAGUGUAUGUGUGAUGAGAUUGUGCUCUCCUAACUUAGCCUUCCUUUUCUUUUUCGCAUCUUUCUAUUUAUUGUGUUUACGAAAAUAAGGCCAAUAAGCAGCUUUUAAUGUUGUGUACCUUUUCCCCUCGCAGUAAUUUUUGUUGGAUAAUAAAAUGUCCUGGCUAUUCUUUUCCUCUCAA